AUGGUUAGAUUUGAAGUCGACAGAGUAUUAGAGUCAAAAAUUGAAGACUUAACUUUACUAUUAGAAGACCAAAGAGAUGAAUUAAACCUUUUUACUAAACAAACUAAUGAAAAAAUUGAAAGAACUAAUGAAAAAAUUGAAAGAACUAAUGAAAAAAUUGAAGGUUUAGAAAAAAAUUGUGCGAAUCUAUUGACUGCAUUUCGAGAAAUCAGAGAUCAUCUUGAAAAUAAUCAUUUAAUAAAUGAAGAAAGAAAUAAUCAAGAUGUUGAAGAACUUAAUUCUGAAUUAAGUAAAAUUAGAAAUGAUGUUAAAAAACAUGAUUAUAAAACAACUAAAAUUAAAAGUGAUGUUAAAAAACAUACUUUUAAUAUAAGUAAAAUUAAAAAUGAUAUUAAGAAAAUUAAAAAUAAAAUGAAUUCUAAACCAAAAAAAUCAAUCACAGAAUUUAUUGAAAAUGAAGAAUGUGAUGAAUGUGAAGAAAGUGAAGUCACUGAAGAAAGUACACAUUUAGAAUCUUCAAAUCAAAAACCUAAAUUCUUUUUUCCUAAAUAUUUUGGUUCGAGUACUUUUGAAAAAUCUACAAAAUAA
Lodderomyces jiufengensis is the source of this 588-nucleotide messenger RNA. RefSeq lists its product as uncharacterized. Lineage: Eukaryota; Fungi; Ascomycota; Pichiomycetes; Serinales; Debaryomycetaceae. Bases 1 to 588 code for a protein of 195 amino acids. The record is from RefSeq and is a predicted model, not a curated record. The transcript has a single exon.